Messenger RNA from Chaetomium strumarium, 2075 nucleotides. RefSeq lists its product as uncharacterized. The record is from RefSeq and is a predicted model, not a curated record. Bases 229 to 1908 code for a protein of 559 amino acids. NCBI's taxonomy places the organism in Eukaryota, Fungi, Ascomycota, Sordariomycetes, Sordariales, Chaetomiaceae. Gene Ontology annotation, biological process: lipid metabolic process. The transcript has a single exon.
GAUCGAUUCAGGCAACAGCGGCGAGUUCCGGUUACUAAUCGCCGCGCGAUAACUUGAGAUGUUUUCGUCUUGUCUGACCCUUUUUCCCUUUACAUUUAUCUCAUCUCACGAGUCAAGCGCUGUGUCUUCUUUUUUACAUUUCGGUUUUGUGCUAGAUAGACAGCGUUAGAUUUGAACUUGUUAGUUGGUGACAUUCUCGUCUCUUCUCGGAUAAAGUUGGCGCAUCGGAUGGCAACCCACCCUCCCGGAACCGGCCUCGCAUCCGGAUCAGACCAAGAAAACCUCAGCCUCGCCACUUAUUACCAGCAUCAGUACCAGAAGACCUUCCACGCAGCGGUCGCAGCCGGCGAGGUUACGCCGUUUGUGAUCCCGUGGUCCUUCAUUGGCGUCUUUUUCCUUCCGCUCUUUUACCUCAGCAUCCCGCACACAACCCGGCCAUGGCUGUACCGCCUGCGCUGGGCUGUUGCUGCAGCCGUCAUCUAUCUCAAUAUUCGCCUGAUGCAGACCACUUCGGCCGGGAAUAUGGCCGUGGCAUAUAGCACCGGACUGGCUGCGGUGUGGGGAACCAUCUGGAACUUGAGGGUGCUCAUAUUCACCCACCCGCAACGGGAUGCGGCGAGGGUUGAGCGGCGGCCAAGGAGAUCCCACGAGAAUGGUUUCUCAAAAGACGAAAAGGAAAAGCCAGGCGCCAUGGUAGCAGUCGACGAGAGCGUGGCCGCCUCGCUCCGGCACAACCACGAAUAUUUCUGGCAGCCCUUCCCUGCCCAGGCGUCCUUCCUCACCCGCCUCGGCUGGACGGCCGACCUGCUCACCUCGCUCCGCGGCGGAGGCUGGAACUUCUGCAUCUCGUCCAUCCCGCACCCUCCCCUACCCGAGCGUCUUCCCGACCCUGCGAGAGGUGGUGGUAAUGAGGCUCUGCCACCCGCCCGCCUCGACCUCAUCCCGCUCGCCUCACGCUCAGGCACCUCGCGCUCCCGGACCUACGCCUCCUUCCUCCGCUCCCGCCUCCUCCAAUUCACCGUCUCCUACCUCACAAUCGACAUCUUGACCAUCACCAUGCGCCGCGACCCCUACUUCCUCCUCGGCCCGGACUACGUCUCGCACCAACCCGACUUACCUCUCCCCAACUUCAUGACCGCCCUUCCCCUGCCGGGUAUCACCAUCCCCUUAGCCCGCACCCUCCCAGCCGCGGCGGGCAUCCUCGCGGGGCUGCACCUCUACUUCGCCCUGCUCCAGCUCGUCUGCGUCUUCCUCUUGCCUGCCCGCAUCGUCGGACCACGAUUCGUCGAACUGUGGCAGCACCCGACGCUCUUCGGCAGCUUCAGGCUCUCGGUCUGCGACCGCGGGCUGGCCGGCUUCUGGGGCGGGUGGUGGCACCAGACCUUCCGGCUCGGCUUCACCGCGCCGGUGCGCUUCUUGUUGUUUCCUCGCGUGCGCUUAUCACACUCCCGCGGAGCCACAGGGGGGGCGCGGGCGCGGGCCGCGGCCGAGAUGCUGCUUGCCUUCUUCCUCAGCGGCGUGCUCCACGCCGCGGGCGGCAUCACGUCGGUGGCGCGGCCGACGACGGUCGCGUGGACGCCUGUGGCGUUCUUCGUCUCGCAGGCGGUUGGUGUGAUGCUUCAGACCGGGUGGUGCGCUUUGCUCGGCACGCACAAGAGGGAAUUUUCCAGAUGGGCUCGGAGGGCCGGGAAUCUGCUCUUUGCGGCGGCGUGGUUGCUGCUCACGGCGCGGGGCCUGAUCGAUGACAUGAGUCGGGCGGGGCUAUGGCUCUUUGAGCCCGUGCCGGUCUCGCCGCUGAGGAUGAUGGGGCUCGGGUCGCCGGGGGAGUCGUGGUGGCGAUGGGAUGGCGAGUACGGGUUGCGGUGGUACACGGGGCGCCGUUGGUGGGAGAGCGGGAUUCGAUUGUGAUGUGCUCAACUUGCCAUUUCGCUGCCUGGAGUAAUAAUAUCGUUAAGUCGCAUAUAGAUGCCAUAUACGAGCGUGUGGGUUGUGCCAGAACUGGUCGGAUACUUGUAUAAACUGGGUAUGAAACAUACAGCGGUAGACAUAUAGCAUCAUAAAAAUCAUUUCCGAAA